AUGACGCCCAUCAUUCACAAGAACCUGACGUGCCCCGAGCUGGUGCAGUGGGCACUGAAGCUUGAGAAGGACACGCGUCUGACGGCGCGCGGCGCGCUCUCGGUGAUGUCGUACGCGAAGACCGGCCGUUCACCACUCGACAAGCGCAUUGUGGACACCGAGGACGUGCACGGCAACGUUGACUGGGGCAAGGUGAACAUGAAGCUCUCUGAGGAGUCGUUCGCGAAGGUGAAGAAGCUGGCGACGGACUUCCUGGACACACGCCAGCACCUGUUCGUGAUUGACUGCUUCGCCGGGCACGACGAGCGCUACCGGCUGAAGGUGCGCGUGAUCACGACGCGCCCGUACCACGCGCUGUUCAUGCGCGACAUGCUGAUCGUGCCCACGCCGGCGGAGCUGGCGACGUUCGGCGAGCCGGACUACGUCAUCUACAACGCCGGCGAGUCGAAGGCGGACCCGUCGAUCCCCGGCGUGACGUCGACGACGUGCGUUGCGCUGAACUUCAAGACGCACGAGCAGGUGAUCCUCGGCACGGAGUACGCCGGCGAGAUGAAGAAGGGCAUCCUGACGGUGAUGUUCGAGCUGAUGCCGCGCAUGGGCCACCUGUGCAUGCACGCGAGCGCGAACGUCGGCAAGCAGGGCGACGUGACGGUCUUCUUCGGGCUGAGCGGCACCGGCAAGACGACGCUGUCUGCGGACCCGCGGCGCAACCUGGUGGGCGACGACGAGCACGUGUGGACGGACCGCGGUAUCUUCAACAUCGAGGGCGGCUGCUACGCCAAGGCGAUCGGGCUGAACCCCAAGACGGAGAAGGACAUCUACGACGCGGUGCGCUUCGGCGCGGUGGCGGAGAACUGCGUGCUGGACAAGCAGACGGGCGAGAUCGACUUCUACGAUGAGUCCAUCUGCAAGAACACACGCGUGGCGUACCCGCUGAACCACAUUGAGGGCGCGCUGGCCAAGGCGGUUGCGGGCCACCCGAAGAACAUCAUCUUCCUGACGAACGACGCGUUCGGCGUGAUGCCGCCGGUGGCGCGCCUCACGAGCGCGCAGGCGAUGUUCUGGUUCGUGAUGGGCUACACCGCAAACGUGCCUGGCGUGGAGGCCGGUGGCUCACGCGUUGCGCGUCCCAUCUUCUCGUCGUGCUUCGGUGGCCCGUUCCUCGUGCGCCACGCGACGUUCUACGGCGAGCAGCUGGCGAAGAAGAUGGAGCAGUACAACAGCCGCGUGUGGCUGCUGAACACCGGCUACGCCGGCGGCCGCGCGGACCGCGGGGCGAAGCGCAUGCCGCUGCGCGUGACGCGUGCGAUCAUCGACGCGAUCCACGACGGCUCGCUGGACCAGGCGGACUACGAGGUGUACCCCGGCUGGGGCCUGCACAUCCCCAAGCACGUCGCCAGCGUGUCGUCGCACCUCCUUGACCCACGCAAGGCGUGGAAGGACGUGCACCAGUUCAACUCGACCACGAAGGAGCUGGUGGAGAUGUUCCAGCAGAGCUUCAACGCACGCUUCGCCGCGAAGGCGUCGGCGGAGAUGAGGAGCGCCGUUCCCCGCUACGUCGAGGUGGCCCGCCUAUGA
Molecule: messenger RNA, 1578 nt
Organism: Trypanosoma grayi
Lineage: Eukaryota; Euglenozoa; Kinetoplastea; Trypanosomatida; Trypanosomatidae
Product: glycosomal phosphoenolpyruvate carboxykinase
Exons: 1
Coding region: 1-1578 (525 amino acids)
Biological process (GO): gluconeogenesis
Cellular component (GO): cytosol
Molecular function (GO): ATP binding; phosphoenolpyruvate carboxykinase (ATP) activity
Source: RefSeq, a predicted model, not a curated record